CUUCCCUCACUUCCCCUUAGUGUUGGAACGAACCACAGACAAUGAGUGUAUGAUGUCGUAGAGGCGAACACCGUCUCCACCUUCGUUCUGUUUUGAAAAAAGCCCCGUUACCUGGCGUCCUAUGUGCCGCGAACAAGAGCCGCGCCAUACAUACGGCUGCCGCGCGCGUGUGCAGCGGCGUUUUUUGACACGGAUGUCGGAACUUUUUGGCAGCUGGUAGCAAGUACGCCGUCAUUGCGAUCUGGUGGCACGUUACUGGAAGUUGUGGACGGGAAAAGAACGGAGAAGGUAGAGUAGCGUCGACAGUACCUGAGACCCCCCUCCGCGAACUGGAUGAAAGCAAGAGUGGGGUUACGAUAGAUUCUCAUGCGAGGCACCAACCUUUACACUGAGGACACUGCGUCUUCAGACCCGCGCGAAAGUGGAUUUUGUUGGUGGUUACUCUUGGGCAACAAAGCCGGAAAUGUCUUGUCCGCCUGAAAAAGUGGUUCUCCGUCCACAUCUGAAACACGAACUUGGCAACUUUCCAACGCCACAUAGCUUCCUUCGCACUUUUGAGGCAUCGUAUAGCUGUCCUGUCCUCUCCGAGUUGUCCCAGCAGCUCGAACCCACACACUUAACUGUUGCAUGCUGGGAGGGUGACUGGUGCCCAUGCGCCGUUUGUGACAUGAGCGACCUCCCUCGGUGUCGGCGUUCUUAUGGGGUUCUUUUGGAAGAGCUGAGCUGGACAAUAUUUUUAAAAGCAUUGUUGGAUGAUGUCACCAAAAACGAAAGGAUCCCCUUGUCUCUGUUAGAUAGUGGUCGCCCCUUCGAACUGGACAUCAGUCUUUACGAUCGUUCCCCGAAAAAGAGAGAGUACUGCAGGUUAAUGGAUGAGGCGCUGCUCCGUGUUCCCCGUGUCUUCUUUGGCAAAACGCGGAUGUCAGCAAAACAGGUUUGUUUAAUGUCUUCCUGUGUUCAUAUUUGGGAGUGCUGCGGCGAUGUGAACGGCUUUUGAACUGUCGAAUUCACCCUCAUGUGCGGGUUUGUUCUCCAAAGUUUGGCCUAAGUUCCUGAAGCGGUUCCACAUUGAAACAUUAUUGCCGACGAGCGUCGGCUUUAGGUUCCGUCAGCGACCUCCCACCACAGUGUAUGAGCACGUCGGCGUCACACUCCACUUUCUGACCGCGCGUGGAAACUGUCUUAGGGUGAUCCUGUCUUAUGUUCCGUCAAACCGUGAGUCUACCUCGUCAAAAUCGCGGCACAUAUCUCAUGUGUCUUGUCUCCGGAGAGAUUGGAAACUUUUGAUUCAACGGUGUGUUACGGCUAUACUCCACUGUGUACAGGGAGUGGAUUUGCUGCCCGUGUUUAGCCGCCAGCCUCUCUGUUCCUUUUCCGCAUCCACCCCCGAUGUCCGCGAGCAGCACUCGUUGUGAAGUGCGGACCGCCCGCGUUUCGGCUCGGCACGCUCGUAUCUAGAGUCUUUGAGUAUCCAACACUCAACCUCUUAUCCUUGCUCUUUGCCCUCAUUCGGAUGACCGACGCUCGGUUUUCCCCCAGUCCAUCCAAGUGCAGUCGCAAAAAUGGCUGGCCUGGACACUUUGGCCCUCGAAGAUGUUGACCUGGACGGGCCUUUGAGUUCCUCCAUAGGAGAAAGCUGCUCGCCUCGUAGUCGAGGCGACUCGAUACUCGCAAGCCAACAGGAUGCGCACCCUCCUGUCGCAUACAAGGCUGCUUUUCUACACUGUUUAACGCCGCCGAGCAUGCGAAGCAAUUCCUGGACCGAAUGUCUAGAGGGCCAAGAUGACACUUCCCUGUGCUCCAAUGUGCUUCGGAAGACUUCUAGCAAUGUGUCUGUGUGUCGAAAUAGCAAUGGAAAGGAGAAUGCACCUGGCUCCAACCCGUGUCCGAUACCACGGGCAAGCGUGGCUUCUGACAGAGAAACGCCGUGUCAUAGCGAGCAAAAGUCGUGCCCGUUCACAGAACGAGAUCGUGUCGCUGGGUUUCUCACGUUUCUCGUUUGUGGGGUGGCCUCACUGUCGUGCUGGCAGUUUCUUCUUUCGAUGACGCCCUACAUAGAAAUGACUUUCUUCCAGUCCACGCCGAUUGGAAACUCCCUCCUGGGUGUCUACCAGGUCGGUUGUAUUUGUGUACAGUUAGUCCUCAUGUUCCUCGUGGACAGUAUGCAGCCAUGGAUUGUUAUUUUGGCCACUCUCGUUGACGCUGGCCUAGCUGUUACCUUUCCCCUUGUUGUCACUUUGGUUCCAGACGUUGCCAAAGCGGCCUUAAUGCACAUCGUUUCCCUGCUCUUCGGAGUCAGUGCUGGGGUGAUCUGCGGGGGGAGCAUCCCUGUCGCCAGUGCCAUGCCGUACAACUUCAUUGGGUCUUUUUCCAUGGGCCAAGGUGUGGCGGGAAUCCUCAGUUUUUCCGUGAAUCUUGUGUUCUCGUUUUCGUUUGACCUUGGAAGCGAAGAAGGUGUCUCGUCGAUGCUCUGGCUCGUGUUCGGCAUCUCAUCUGUCGUCUCCAUCGUUUCCGCAGGACUGCUGUUCUUUGCGGUGAGGCAGCCGUGGGCAGCUAGGCAGUUGACGCGCUACUGGGAAGCAAAGCGCAGUCGCCGACAAGGCAGUCGCUGGGCGGAGAUCAAGCGUCGCUGGAGGUGUGAUGCUGCAGGCAGAGAGCUUCCCGUGAUUCAGAAUGAGGUGUUUGUCGACGAAUCAGCAAACCGGACGGCCCACGCAAUUGAGCUGAAGAAGCAGAACUUGCAAAGCAGCGAAAAGAAGUCAGCAGUGCACUAUGAUGUGGAUGCGGCUGAUCAGACGGCACGGAGCAGGGGAAAUUCUAGUGUCGCGGUUUCUCUCCCAGUGUCCAAGGUGGAGUUUGCAGCUUCUGAAGAGCAGAAACAGCAGUCCUCUGAAGUUGCAGAGGAAAAGAGCCACGGGAUCUCAGUGUUUGGGAAAAGGAAGCAAGGCGAUGCCGUAGGUCUGAGACUUUCAGGCAAAGUACAGGCGGAGCAAUCAGGACGCGGGGCUGCAGCUGGCCAGACGUUUUCGUCACGGCCCGCUGGCAGCGAGCUAUGCGUGGGCAGCCGCGAAGGAACUGAGUGCGAACUGAAUCUCGAUAUGGUGAACGACGAGUGCCACUGGCCCUCCCGAGGUUGGCGGUAUUUUUUGCGAGAUUCAGGGAUUUUCCUAUUCUGUGUCUUCUUCAACUUCUUCGUCACGCUUAACCUCUUCCCGCGAGUCGGCCCCAUCAUGUGGCACUACCCUGGUUUCGCCAAGAACGGCCCGCAGUACAUCAUCCUUUUUGGACUCUUCUCGAUUGGAGAUCUCUGCGGCAAGUCGCUACCCGACCUUGCCACGCUCUCUCCACGCGUCGGUCGCUGGCUUACGAUUCCAGAGAAACUACUUCUUCCCAUAGUGUUGAGCAGGGUUGUCCUCGCCGUUUUCUUUCUGUUGGGUGCGUACCUCGUGAACGCGUUCUUCAAUUCAUUUGCGCUCUAUGUUAUACUCAUCUUGCUUCUCUCUGUGACGAGUGGCUGGUGUGCGACAGCAUCAAUGGUGUACGCCUGUUCAUCGGUUAAGCGGUUCGAGGAAAAAGAGAUCGUGGGUCCUAUGUCUGUCCUCAUGCUUCUCGUAGGCAUCAUGGCAGGUGUCUACUCAGCCUUAGCGUACUAAAGAGUAAAGAAAUCAUUUACGCGCUGGCGCUCGCGUUCGACGUCUGUGAAUUUGCAUAGAAGAGCAUGUAUCGUGGAACCUUUCGAUGUGCUGGAGGCGAAGGGGCGCCACUCACUUUCGCUGCCUUCAUCGUCUGCGUCUCCAUAACACAGUAGUGUAGAUGUGCUGGCCAAGCAUCGUCGUAAACAGUCCAAUUUUCGAAUCUGUCGUGUAUGAUCUUCGUAAAUUUUCCUUGAGACACAGCGCCCGGCGUUUUCUUCCCCGUUUCUCGAUGCUCUGGUAGUCUUCACAGAUUGUGUGAGUUGAAUUCAUGAGAGCAGUUCUCCGUUGUGUUUCCUCGUCUGCUUUCCAUAAUCUACAGAAGAAUCGUCCGCUAGUUUGGCAUUUUUAACAGAUCUCGGGCGAAACAGACGCUCAGCGAGAAUGGAGACUGAAUGUGUCUUUUUUUGUUGCGUAUAAGCCAGUGCUGUCAGUUGCCUGGACACGAGUGUGUCUGUUCCCUGUGGAACAGCCGUCCACCCAUAACAGUCGAUGUGUGACUCUCGACACUGUGGAGUCGUUCUGUAGAACAACUCCCUUUGUAUCGCCCGUAAACUGAUUCCGUAUGCCGUGAGAUAAACGCAG
Messenger RNA from Toxoplasma gondii ME49, 4277 nucleotides. Its product is annotated as nucleoside transporter protein. Gene Ontology annotation, cellular component: plasma membrane. Lineage: Eukaryota; Apicomplexa; Conoidasida; Eucoccidiorida; Sarcocystidae. The coding region runs from base 1563 to 3653 and encodes 696 amino acids. Gene Ontology annotation, molecular function: nucleoside transmembrane transporter activity. Gene Ontology annotation, biological process: nucleoside transmembrane transport. The record is from RefSeq and is a predicted model, not a curated record. The transcript has 2 exons.